Molecule: messenger RNA, 1894 nt
Organism: Orbicella faveolata
Lineage: Eukaryota; Metazoa; Cnidaria; Anthozoa; Scleractinia; Merulinidae
Molecular function (GO): carbohydrate binding
Source: RefSeq, a predicted model, not a curated record
UUCCACGAUUCUGAAAGAUCUUUUGUUUGUUUUUACGGGCGUCAUCUGGCGAUGUUUUUUUAGUCCGUUUUCUUUGAGGCUACGGAACUUUAAGGUUCGGUUGCACUUAUUUGAGAUGAUUACUCCACUUUACUCUUUACAAUCUUUUGCUAACUUCAUUCAAUUAUCAAACGCCGGACGGCUCUUCGUUAAGCCACUUUUCAAUAAUGAUCUAUGGUCCAAAAACUUAUUCUUGACUAAACAAUCUAUACUUUGAGCGCGCAUUUAAUUCGUUAGCUUUUUGAUGCUUUCAUUAGAAAUUCUUUUCUUUUUUUUCUGUCCUUUGUUUUCAUUAAGGUUCAGUCGAGAACUUUUGUUGAUUAAAAUUCUGACGCGGGGUUCAUACAUUGUCUACAUUGUCGAGACAGGUGGUGCGGUGAACGCAGGUUUCAACAAAACCCCCGCGGCAACAGCGCAUAUUGGCAGACAACUCAGGGAUUCUAAACUCUGCUUGACAAUUUCUCUACAUUAUCUUUCCUUGUUCACGCAGGAUAACUUAAUUUCAGCGGAUCCUGACAUCAGCGAUUUGAUUGGGACUUCUUCAUGGCACUGAAAUGGCUCGUGAGUUAUUGUAUGACAAAGUUGUUUUGAAAUUGGUCUUUGCACUCCUUCUGGGAAUAUUUUGUGGCCAUUCUGAGGCGCGGGUCGAUUACAAAAACUUGGUAACAUGCCAAGGAGAACGGGUCAAACUCCACUGUGGAAAUGCAAGCUUGGGGCUGACUAUCUAUUCUGCAAGUUACGGAAGAACAUACCCCGGUGAUGUCAUUUGCCCCUAUUACGGAGACGAGAGUGACAAGAAUUACAACUGUGGCGAAAAUGACGUUACUGAUACAUUUAAAACGUUGUGUGAAAGGAAAAAUAGAUGCAGGGUUAAAGUAAAUAGCGCAUUGUUUCGAGAUCCAUGUCCGGAAAAACACUUGUAUCUUACCUUGAUUUACUCGUGUGAUUGGCAGAAACCAAAGGUCAUUCACACGUCCACGUCAUCGAGUAUCGUAACCACUACAACGAGUACUAUUCCAGUACCCACUUCCUCCCUGGUCAGCAUGUCAAGUUUCUCAUCAAUAACAAUCUUUCCGACAAUAGAUGUUAUCGCAUCGACUAGUUCUGUACUUAUGAGUCAGCAUACGCCUAAUGUUAACGAAACUCCGUCAAUUCGAACAACCACCACCAAGGAAGGCGAUUUAGGAGUCGACGACGUACUCGGCUCCGCGACAAAACAUGCCGCUGAAUCGCUUGGCAUUGCAGGCACACUUUUUGUGUGGCUAUUAUUCAUGCAAGAUCAUUCGUCUGAUUAUAUAACAGUGUUUUGUGCCAGCGCUGCUGGCGCACUAUCUCUUGCCAUAAUUGUUGGUCUCUUCGUACUUUACCGUCACCAUGCAAAUAAACAACACCUUCACGUUGAGGAAGAGUCAAAAUUAAACCCAUAUGGGAGCACGGAGCCAAAAAUGUCAACCGAAGUUGACCCAUUCUUAGCAGGCCCCGUUAAGACCCCUCCUCCCGACUGCAUGAUGGAAGGAUAUACCUGGCAACGUGGAAGAACAAUGCCUCUCAAGAAAUCUCAAAAUGGCACAGUUGUGAGGACGUUUAGUGCCAAGGAUGUUUACACCAAAGAGCCGAACGGUGAGAGACAGACCGAAACUCCCAGAUAUCAUCGGGGUCCACAGUUUGUUGCUGUAGCCAGAAGACAGGAAAGUUCUAACAUGUACUUGAACCCUGCGUACGCGACAAACAAAUCUCUAAGAAAUGGAAGAGGGAGACAUUUGAUGAAUGAAGAAGAUCGAAGAGGAACGAGAACCAGAGAAAGUAGAACUUCUGCAGAUGCUUUAUACUAUUAGCCUCUCCACCUCGUCUCCCU